AUGUCUGAAUAUGGCACUAUGUUUUUUUUAGAGUUACAGAUACGAGAAGUGUCGGACGAUAUAGCAAAACAAUCGCCUUGGCGUCGGCGUACGGCUAUUAACUUUGGUCUUGGUAUUUUUGGCAUUGUUAAUCAUAUUGCUAGUAGUUUCGAUGUUUAUGCUGACAUUGGUGGUCGCAAUAUUGAUCGCGCCGGUGAGCUCAUGAUUCCACAAGUCACCACAACACCCAUUGAAAAUGAUUAA
Molecule: messenger RNA, 243 nt
Organism: Rotaria sp. Silwood1
Lineage: Eukaryota; Metazoa; Rotifera; Eurotatoria; Philodinida; Philodinidae
Source: the annotation of a GenBank genome assembly